Messenger RNA from Pocillopora meandrina, 5454 nucleotides. The record is from the annotation of a GenBank genome assembly. Lineage: Eukaryota; Metazoa; Cnidaria; Anthozoa; Scleractinia; Pocilloporidae.
UUCAACAUGGCGGGCAUUUGAUAAAUAAAGUGCUUCCAGGAUUAACUUCCUUUAAGAAGAAAGAAAGAAGUAUAAUUAGACUCUAAAAACACUCUGAUUUAAUAACUCGGCGGAUUUCUGCUUCAGCAAAAGAUGAACUGCGUUGUUACAGUCGAUAGACAGAGCCAUUCUUUCCUGUCCGGUUAUAUUCGUCAGCUGAUUUGCGAAUCUUUUGAAAAGCUUGAAGGUGCUGGAAUUAACGCAAUGAAAACGUCUGACUGUGGUUUUACAGCGGGUGGUUAUUUGCAAUGGGAAAAAAUUGGGACAGUUCUUGGGCAAGGUAUAGAGAGAACUGUCUUUGAUUGGAAAUAUACUUACAUUCUCCUGUUCAACCAUUUUAGUUAGUGCCUAAGGAUGAACUUAAUUAAGAAUUAUCCUAGAGCUCCACUCCUCUUUCCAUAUAAUUAAAAUCCCAGUUAAAUUUGAUCUCUAACUGAUCCCUGAUUUUGUUGAGCAAUUUUCUCUUAAGCGUAUUUUCGUGAUACUUUUUACCCGUUACACCCCAACACCAGUAUGCAUGUAUGUUCUCCAUACUGUUUUCUAUACUCAUCUUAGAGUUCUGAGAAGGAGAAUUUGGUUAGCAAUCAAGAGCUUCUUCAUUUGGUGAUCAUUUCCUAUAUUCUCCCAUCCUUAAUUAAUGCGGGAUUCGGGGGUUGAUAUUAUAAGGAGAAAUCAGAUGUUAGUCACUCCUAGAGGUCAGGGGUUAACCAAAUUCCCUAUGGCUAUUCCCUUUUCCCUUUUGCUUUUGUACUGAUCUGAAACUAACUAUUAUUCUCCUUUUAGAUAUAAUAAACGAUCAUGCCAACUGCGAUUAUCAUGAUGCUGUGACAAGGUUACAUCCAGUUUGUUGUGCUGUCCACCAUGAGCUUAUCAGUCUACAGCCACAUGAAUUUGAAACGCAAUACAUGCCUAGUCUUCUUUGGACUGGAUGUGAAAGGAGAUUUAUAGAGUGCUUUGCACUUCUCAAAUCUUCAAACACUGCUGAUUACAACUUGUGCCUGCUAUUGUUGACAUCUUCCUUGGAGCAUGCACUGGGUGAUGUGUAUUUGUCAUACUCUUGUGCUCCCCAGUGUCCAUCUCUACUUAAAGACUUGUUAGCAACACAAGAGCUGAAAGAAGUGUUUGGUGAAACAGUGAUAAGGCUUUUACACAUCUUAAUUGGCCCUCCCUCAAGCCUAAACCUUAGGAAUAUUUUGUGGCAUGGCUUUGCAGGACCUGGAGAAGUUCCUAUUCAGUAAGCAUGUUUUGAUUGAUGCAAAUUAUUGAAUUUUCCUCCUCAGAUAUUGCAUCUCUUGCAUUCUGACUGUUUCACACAAUUAAUGUCACCUACUAAUUUGUGAGAAUAUUUUUUUUUCAUACAUUUCUUUUUUAUAACUUGCAUUUCCACAGCCAGCCACAAUUUUCCUACUCUUCCAACCCUUACUUAUUGAGGAACACAAGUGUAUGUAUAUAAUGUGUCGCAAAGAUUAAAGGAGUAAAAUUUAUCCAAAUUUCUUUACCACAAGCGAUUUCCACUCAGAAAAAACUAUGACAGCAUCAGUAUGUGGGUGUAGUUACUAACAGGAAACUACCGGUAUUAUUGAAAGACUGACCAGAAAGGAAUUUCUCCCUACAAUAUCAAUACAAUUUCAAGCAAAAGGUCUUGAGAACUUAGAAAGAUAUCAAGUAGGGGAAAUUUUUCUGAUUUAAAACUACAUUCUUAGAGUUAAAAUUAUAAGAACUGUCCAGCAGACAGUGUAAAGAAAUUCAUGUUUAGAACAUGGGAGGUGGAGAUUAAUGUAUGGCACAGGCAAGUAAUAUUAAUUCAUUAGUUCAGUUUCUGUUCAUCUCUAGGUAUGCCUCACUGCUGCUGGUGAUUACUGCCUCACUGAAUGUCAAGUUAAAAGACCCUCCAUUUUGUUCAAGACAGAUUAAGAGGAGACCUUCAAUUGCCUUGUCAACUUGUGCUGACAAUAAACUUCACAGUAUUUUUCCUGCUUUAGAACCAUGUAACAUGACUGAGAUAUUCAAUUUACUUAAUUCAAGUUUCUUUAUCAUUCCAAAUAUGCUUCCAUUGUGGCUUACAGCACUUGAUUACUUUAAAGAGCAAAGGUAUUUCAGGAUCUUCUUCUACUUUUUUUCCUUAUUAUAAAUAUGCUCUUGCACUUUCUGAAACUUUACUGUCUUCAGCUUGAUGAAUCCUGGAAGCUUUCAUUUUAGGAUAUUAUUAGUUAUUCUUUAAUAAUUUUGCAAUAUGUAUUCUCCCUUUCAGAUUUGAUUUGUGUGUCAUGCUGUUGCUCCCUCAGUUAGAACAUGGUCUAAGGAGAGUAUUUGCUUCCAUAAAUAACUGUCCACACAGAGUUCUAACGGCAGAAUCAACAGUAUUGUAUACAACAUUUGAUGAGGUAAAUAUUCAGCACUAAAUUAAAGAUAUUGCCUUACUUGUGCUUGCUAGCUCAAGACAACCAUUUUACAAAUUCUAGAUUGACUGGAGGGAAGCAAAAAUUUAACCCUUUGCACCCUAAAAUCAUUAUGCAUAUUUUCCAUCUACAGUUAUCUAUAGAUUUCCUUAGAGACUGAUAAGGAGAAAUUUUUUGACAACCAAGAGCUUCUUUAGUAGGUUAUCAAUUCCUUUAUUCUCAUGACUUCAAUGUUUGAUUCAAGGCUGAAAUUGUAAGGAGAAAUUAGAUGGUAAUCACUCUCAGAGAAAUGUGGCCCUAAUGAGGCACAAAUGUCCCAACAAUUUUGUCCAAAAUUGUGGCUCAUUUUGUUUCCUUAUUUUCUUUACUUCAGAUUCUUGCACCAGUUUUACAAGAUGGCUCAGAAAACCUUUUGAGGCAGGAAUUAGGAGAUGCCCUCAUGGAAAUGUUGCUUGAUGUUCUUGUGCAUUCAGAGGGACCAAGAAUUAGAGACCACAUCAGCCAUGGUGAAGUGGAUCUGUGCGAGAUUUCACAGCAGUGGGCCAAUCACAUUCUGUGCAUUUGUAUAGCAUUUGCUGGAUCAUAUUUGAACUCAGAUACUGGCAAUUUCCCAAUUACCACGAGGAUCUGUGUAGCAACAAAAGUUUACAAGUCUCUUUUUCAUCCUAUAUCUCUCUUAGCAAAGGUUGUACACAAUCUUGCUUUGUCAUUACUGAAGCGGAAAGAUCUACCGAAACCAUCUGGUGAAGAAUGUGAGGAGUUGGAUUGUGAUAGGAACAAAAGUGCUGCUCAUUUUCCAAAUGUGUCAAGAGCCCUCCAAGCUGUUAUUAUGGUAUCAACCAUUUUUACUGGUGAAAGUUUAACCAAAGUCUUACCAUGCCAAUUUGAUUUGGAUAACAUUGACACUUUUUUCCCAAGAUGUUUGCAAAUCUUGGAUACUGCCUCAUUUCCUACUCUGUUCAGGUCCAAAGGAGAGCUAGAGAUAGCUAUGUUGUUACAUAGGAUUGUGCAACAUGGAACAGUAACAUUUGAGCAGGCAAGAUAAACUUCAACCUUGUUCCCAGGCGCACCCUUGUUCCCAAUUCCCAGAGCAAGAGAGAGAGUGAGACCCACAACAUGGGGGUGAUAAGAUGAUGGAGCCAGGGAAUGAGUUUUACAGCUCCAGUUAACUCUUUAAUUCCCAAGAUCUCAAUAGUAAUUCUCCUUACAGUCUGCCAUACAGUUAGAACUUGAAAUGUUAGUUUAGAGGAUUUGGUAUUGGAUCGACUUAUAAUCCCCUAAUUGGUAUUUUUCUUUAUUCUCAUCACCUAUCUGGUUGAUAUUGUAUUGAUAUUGUAAGGAGAAAUUCUGUCUUGGUCACUCAUGGGAGUUUUAAAGGUUAAUCAUUUUCCACACUGUUCUCUUUACAUUUCCUAUGGCACAGACAAAGGAGAAUUUUUUUGACAAUCAGGAGCUUCUUAAAUUGGUGAUCAUUUCCUCUAUUGUCUUGAGAUUUAAAUUUGAUUCAAGGGUGAUCACACUAAACGGAGAAAUUACAGGCCAGUCACCCUCAGGGGUUGAAGAGUUAAACAUUUGGGCCACCCUUAAGGGAGCAGCCCUACUCAAGGGACACGAAGUUUGUUCUUAGAUAAAAAGCGCUCCUACUUUUAUACCAUGUCCCGCAGAAGGUGCCUGUAUUAACUCACUCUUAUUUUAACCUUACCCUACCGGUUAGAACCACUAAAGUACGUGUGAACUGCAAAAAAAUAUCGAUCACGACCUUUUAAUCACCAAAUCACAUAUGUUGCAUGAAAAUAUGCGAUAACUGUACAAGCGGACGAUCCUUGCUUUACGGCAGGAAUACCUGCACCUCACAAACGCUGUGUAUUUUCUUGUCUCCAUCAGAUAUGUGAAGUAGCGGUCAUGAGAUACAAACAGUGGAAGAAUAGAGAGCUCCGACAGCGGCAGAGAGCAAAUUAUAAACGUCUGUGGAACCACCUGCCUUUCAUAUGUGCCGUUCUGCAGCUGAUGGUGCUGGUUGUUAUUGAAGAAUUGCAUCAGCUUCCAAGGAGCUCGGAAAAUAGGCAUAGGAGCACAUUCAUCAAGUACGCAGGCCGUAAUUUUUUUUUCUUUUUAAGGAAAGAUAAAGUGAUGUCAGAGCUUAAAGCAUAUUAUCAAAAAUGAACGUCGAAUUUGGUCUCCUUCCUGACCUGUAUACGUGUACUUGUAUGUGCCAAUUGUGUUUGUUUUCAUGCAUUUUCUCUUCCCAGGGAUACUUUUAUCAAUAUCAGUAUCUGGGAAACUGCCCACCUACCCCUCCCCUAACCCAACAACUUAGGGUUAAUGUUGGGUUAGGGGAGGGGUAGGUGGGCAGUUGCCCAGACACUGAUAUUGAUCCUACUUUUCUAAGCCAAAGUAAUGAAUUAAAAUAUUUAUUUUCUUUCGGUAGAUUCUUAAAGCGAUGUCUUCAAUGCAGUGAAAAUAUGGAGUCGUUAUCCAGUAAAUCUAAAAACAAAUGGGACGAAUGCUGUUCUGUAGGAGAAACUUUUGUGGAUUGUGUGCAUAGUUAUUAUACUGAACUUCGUCAUAAAUUGGAAUCAUGACGACCUUCGAAGCCUGCUUUACAGUAUAUUUAGCAUGUUCAUUCCAAACCUCGAUUAAGCACCACCUCGAAUAAACAUCUACCUUUAAGGUAGGAAAAGUUAAUAAGCGCCCAACCUCUAAUAGGCAGCCACCCCUACCCUAUCUCAAUAAAAAAGGAAAAAAACUGAAGUGCACCAGAGGAAUAUUGAUUAUCAUUUCUCUACUGGCUUACAAUCUCUAAAUUCGCUGUAUGGUUCAUCUUCGCGUUUGUUAUUAUCAAUUGUUUGUUGCUAAAUCAACUUACUACUUGUGAAAUUAUUGAAAAUUGUAUAUUUGCCCGGCCACAAAUAUGUGUCAACCGCGGAUGAGCACCCACUUCCAAAGUCCUAGAAACUAGAACACCCAAGGCGCUUAAUCGAAUGAUAACGAUACUUAUGAGACAUUGAAAAAGGGA